Phaedon cochleariae (mustard beetle) is the source of this 2553-nucleotide messenger RNA. The record is from the annotation of a GenBank genome assembly. Lineage: Eukaryota; Metazoa; Arthropoda; Insecta; Coleoptera; Chrysomelidae.
AUGACUACUGAGAAACAGACGGAUUCAGAAGAGAAAAUAUCCAUCUUCAAGAAAAUAUGCCUGGGUCUUCAGAGUUCUGAUAGAAAAGUAAGGAAACAAACUUACCUGGAUACCGAGAUCUAUUUAUCAAAAGAUAUCGAUUUCACUGACCAAGAACUGCGGGUUUUAUUCACUGAGACAUACAUAUAUUUAUUAAAUGGAUUGAGAGACAAGACUGAAGCUGUUCGAGAGCAAGCAAUAAAAUUCAUAACCUUCCUCAUCAUCCACAAACUUCCCUUGAAUGAUUUCUACCUCACAUAUGUAUUUCCUGUGAUUGUGGAAAGGAUAGGCACUGUGGAAUUGAUAGAAGAAUCUGAGGAAGUUCGCUUGCAAAUGUUGCAACUUUUAAAUGACAUCAUCACAAGGUAUUCAAAUACAGUUCAGUUGAAACCUUUUCUGAAUGAUUGUGUGAUCAUAUUAUGUGAAACUGUCAAAGACAAAUUUCCGUCUAUCAAAGAAUUAAGUUGCAGUACUAUCAUAAAGCUAGCUGCAGCUUUACCCAGAGAUUUUCACAAUCAAGCUGAGGUCUUGAUUGCCCCUGUGCUGAGUUGCUUUGGCCAUCAACGGUAUAAAGUCCGGGUGGAAGCUAUAUGUGCAAUUGGUGAAAUAGUGAUGCAUAGCUCUUACAAGGGCUUAGAUGAAACAGUUGGUCCUUUGGCAGAGAGACUUUUUGACCAGAUUCCUGCUGUCAGACGUGCUGUUGGGAAAGUAGCAGGGAGAUGGCUUCUGGAGUAUAGAGACAGGUACUCCUUCUUCCACAAAAUAUUGCCCUUAUUGCUCACUGGACUCAAUGAUGAGGUAUUGGAAACCAGAAUGGAGGCUGCUGAAAUAUGGGAAAAAGUUGGCAUGCAGUUUCAGAAUGAAAAUGAGAAGGAUCUUAAGGAUGAAUUAGAUUAUCUAGUUCUUCCACCGAAACACUACCCUCCGCACGUGAAACAGCGUCCGAACGUGGGCUGCCGCGCACUCGUCAAGCGCAACAUAAGCAAAAUGGCGCCGGCGUUGGCGCGCGAACUCGCCGGCAGCUGGCAGGAAGAUGUGCGCGUGCGCUGCGGCCAGCUGCUGUGCGCGUUGGCGCUGCACGCAGAGGCUGACAUCGCGCAGACGCUGCCCGCGCUAUUGCCUGCCAUGUACGCGGCGGCGCGCUACGAUCAGGACGGACGCGUCGUGGACAACGUGGUGGUGGCCGGCGAGAUUCUCGGAUGCUUCGUGGGGUACGACACUUGGUCAGCUCUGGUGCUGCCGACCAUCGACGAAGGGCCGCAUUACGGCCAUCUGACCGUAUUGCGGAGCCUCGUUCGGGGUUCCCCCGCCGAACGCAUCGCAGAGUGCGUGGAGGAGAUCGGCAAGGCGUUAGCCGAGGAUUCCGUAUGUUGCAGCAGGAAGAAAAAUUACCAACUGGAAAUGGUAAGAUGUGUUCAAGCGUUAGUCGAAAAACACACCCACGGCACCAACAACUCGACCGGUUACUACCUAUUCAAAAUCAUCGUCAUUCAGUUAUCUCUAAAACACCCAGAAAUCGACGGAAAAAUAAUAGAGGACGUUCUCGACGAAUUGAGAGCAUCUCUCGAACUGAAAUACAAUCGGGAAAUGUGGGAUCUCUACACUGGGCGACUGUUGACGGAGAUCGGCGAUAAUCCCCGAAUUUGGACGACGGUCAGCGAUCACGAAUGCGUCUUUCUUACUGUACUGUCCCGGUGCGAGGAAGCUUUCGGAAAGAAUCUGGAUGCAAUCGGGAAUAUUUUGAGAGAGGUGCUUGAUACCGAGGGCGACGCGGAAUCUAGGCUGAAAACUUUUUACGUUCUGGCGACCGUUUUCGAGAAGAAGGACGUCAUCUUCAAGGAUGCUGUGGGUUUGGCAGUGUUUCUGGAAAAACUUAUUGAAGUAGAAAUCUUCGUGCCUUCACUGGUAUGGCACGCCGGUGCCACAGCGGAAGCGAUCCGGACGAUGGCCGCCUCCUGUCUCCAACACGCUCUAACGCCCUCUAACGAAGUCGAACUAUUCUCUACCGAGACCCUUCGGCCUCUGUCGGACAAGUUGCUGCCGUUGCUCGUAUCGUUGUUGGAGGACGCCUCCUGGCGCAGUAGGCAGAUCGCCGUCGAUUGUUUGACGCUGCUGGGGGAGGAGGACCGCAGGAAGGAGGUGUGGCGGGUCGAGGAUUUGGUGGCGGUGUAUCCUGAAAUCCUCAAGAGACUGGACGAUCCGACCGAGAAAGUUCGCUUGUGUGCCUUGAGAAACUUACCUGUGAUAUUGAGGAACGUUCCUCCGGAAUUCAAGAGCCCUCACUACAAGGCUCAUCACGAAUUGAUAAUCGACACGCUCCUAACACAUUUCGACGAUGACGAUGAACAAGUACAAGAACUAGUUUAUGAUGUCCUGGAAGCAGUGGCUCUCAUCAAUAAGAAAGAGCUGUUGGACAAAAUGGAGCGACACAAGCCGAUGCUGCGUAACCAGAAGGGAUGCGAUCGAAUCAUUCGAAAUUUCGAGAGUUUGAAAAUCGAAGAAAUUGAUUGUUGA